AUGGAAACUAGAGUACAUUUAUUUUGCCAGGCAGAAGAAAGUGUUGACUUAUUAGAUGAUGGCUCUAAUUCUUUUGCAACUGACUUUCCUUCAAGAAAUAUCAACAGCAAAAAAUACAUAAAGUUUUCUAAAACAACAGUGAAGAAAAUUUCACCUGAAAUUAGGAGUUUGAUGCCAGAAUGUAAAAAAAUGUUUGAAACGUCAAUAUCUCUAUGUGAAGAAGAGAAGUUCUCUGAUUUUCCAGGAGAAAGGAAGUCUGGAGAAAGAAGUUUACGAGAACAACAACCUAGUAAAAGAGCUGAGAUUGUCUCUCCUUGUUUGAAGCUGUGAAAGGAGAAGAUGGCCAGGAAAGAAGACGCUUUCUGUAAAUUGCCGGUUCUGCACGGCAUUCCCGAGACUUCCCCACCCCUUCACAUAUCAGCCUCAACUGACGUGCAUGGUCCACUUUUAUUUAGUUCACUUCAUAGAACCUAUAAAAUUUUUAGUAAAAUUCAAAGUGGUAAAAUUUAUGUGAAUGAUCUACCUAUGAUCCUCCAUACCUUGAGAAUUUCUAUAUAUGAUUCAGAAAUGCAGCAGGCACUCAAGACUAUUGAUAUUGAUGCAUUCCAGGAUGCCUUGAUGAUUUUCUCUAAGAUAAAACAUGGUUGAGUUGCAACUGAUGAAGUAGUUGCUAUUUUAGAUAGCAUGGGUAUCCCUUUAACUGAAACUUUUGAAGAAGUGAUGAGACAUACCUAUAUUGACAGUAACCAUAUGGUGGCUAUUGGGGAUAUUUUAUUUGUUUUGGAUGGACUACGGUAACCGUAUGAGGAUGUUUUAUUUGUGGAAGGGUCAGCUUUGGAUGAAACUACUUCAGGCAGAAAGUUAUUAAAUGUAGCAGAAUGCUAUCUACGAUAUAAGAGGAAACACAGUUUACUUCAGCUCUCUGAGUCUUCUAUACCCAAAAAGUUAAAUUUAAAAAGCCUCCAAUAUUAUAACAAAAGUAUUAAGGAGACUGACGAGUUUGAAUUUAAAAGAUCAGAAAAUACAUUGCAAAUAAGAAAAUAUCUGGGUGAGGCCAAUGGCAGUAAUGCUGGAUUUCAAGAUUCAUAUUCAAAGAAUGGCAUCAACUUUAAAAAAAAUUCAGAGAAGGGCGAAACCUAUGACUCAAAGUCUAAAUCCCAAAGCUUGAAGAGUGUUACAAACUUCAAUAAGUCUCUGAAUAAAAGUGAUAUUUCUAGUACUCCAGCACUUUGGAAGCCAGUUGUGAGAAGGCAUUCCAGCUUUCUAAAACAGAGUUCAUCUAAGGAAAAAGCUGCAGUUCCUACUCUGGAAAAAAUGUCUGAUGCUAUCAGUAAAUUCCAAGGAGAGGACAUUGCUGCAGAGGAGCUUCAGUCUAUUUUGCCUUCAGUAGGAAUCACUUUAUUAGAUAAAGAGUUCCAGAAGAUUGUGGCAGACACUAUUAGAAACGAAAAUGAAAUGGUGAAAUUAGAUGACUUUAUAAGCAAGGAACGAAAUCUUCCUGAAUGCGACA
Messenger RNA from Carlito syrichta (Philippine tarsier), 1510 nucleotides. It is a transcript of the gene EFCAB13, whose product is annotated as EF-hand calcium binding domain 13. NCBI's taxonomy places the organism in Eukaryota, Metazoa, Chordata, Mammalia, Primates, Tarsiidae. The record is from RefSeq and is a predicted model, not a curated record.